AGGGGCGGUGUUUGUAGAAAAAAGGACUCGUGUUUAAAUCCAAAGAUGGAAGUUUCAGAUUUUCUUUUAAAAAAAAGUCACAAACGGACAUAGAUGAGAUCAAAUCUUUCCGGAACAUUCAAACCAACACCGCCCGCAUGGAGCGUGCACACGCACACUUUAACCGAGCGCCCACUUCCGCUCCGUGCCAGCUGGUUUGUUGACAGCGAGGAGAAAAGAUGGCGGCGUCCGAAGCAGAAACCAUGAGAAAACAGACAGAUCACUUUUUAAACCCUGAAGACCCGGGACACCUGCAGCACCUGGUGCAGGACUCGGUGCAGGAGUCGGUGCUGGACUUCCUGCUGAAUGAGGUCGGAGGUGACCUGAAGUCUCUGAAGAAGGCGGGAGACCUUCUGGAGAGACUGAGAGAGGAGAACACAGAGCUGGAGGAACAGGUUCUCUCUGUCUCCUGCUCUGUUCCUCCUAAAGUAUCUGCAGCUCUGAAUGCUGCUGAGGACGCUCAGUGUUCACUGGAAAAGCUGCUGCAGAGAGAGCGAUUCAUCUCCAACACACUGCACCAGCACCUGCAGGGGGCGCAGUCCUGGAUGGAUAAUCUCAGCCAGACACUGAACCAAGUGGACACCAUAGAGAGACACAUGAAGUACCUGCGGUGCCUUCAUCAUGUGGAGGAACUCAGCGCUGCAGUCCAGCAGUGUCUGAUGACCAGCAGUGUCUGGGAGGCCAUCAGGGCAGUGGACAGCAUGGCUGGUCUGGAUGCUGGACUAAACGAGUCGGCUUGCAUUUACCUCCGGGACUUUGUCCGAAAAACUCUUCUCUUCUGGCACAAAAUCAUCAAGGACCGACUCUCUAGUGAUUUUGAAAAAGUUCUUACUCAACUUCAUUGGCCAAUCAUUUCCCCUCCGACCCAAUCACUGACUCCCACUGCAAACGGUCAGGAGAUCCACAGCCAGCUGGAGCUGCUGGUCACACAGCUGCUGGCUCUGCAGACCUCUGAUGACCUCAUCUCACAGAGAGCUUCAGUCUCUUUCGUAUCCUCCUUCCCACCUGGUUCAUCAGCCACACCUCUCUCUCAGGCACCGCCCCUCUGCCUGCCAAUCCAGAUUAUGCUACUGCCGCUCAACAGGAGGUUCAGAUACCAUUUCUAUGGAAAUCGACAGACCAACUCCCUCAGCAAGCCGGAAUGGUACCUCACUCAGGUUCUGAUGUGGAUUGGAAAUAGCUCCACCUUCAUGAAGGAAAAAAUCCAGCCCAUCCUGGACCGAGCUGGAGCCUCCAUCAGCGCCCGGGUGGAGCUGUGUCGUGGCCUGUUGUCUCUAGUGCAGGAGAAGGUGUCGAGUGAUGCCUCCAAGCUGCUCUACGAGGAUGCUCUCUUCUGCCACCUGGUGGAGGAGGUGCUGCAGUUUGAGAAGGAGUUGAGGAGUAACCACUCUUACCCAGCAGUGCUGCCAGGCCUGCUCCACUUGCUGCUGGAGGACUCCAUCCUGCAGAAGUGGCUCACAGUUGAGAAGAAGAUGGCGGUGGAGAAGAUGGACGCCAUGCUGUCUGCAGACGGGGCGUGGAGCUCGCAGUAUAAAGACAUCAGUGAUCUGGACGAGCUGAAGGCUCCAGAUUGUGCUGAGACAUUCAUGACUCUGCUGCAGGUCAUCACAGAGCGAUACCGGCCGUUACCCUCUCCCUCCGCUCAGCUGAAGUUUCUGGAGCUGCAGAGAGAACUGGUGGAUGACUUUCGCAUACGACUCACACAGGUGAUGAAGGAGGAGUCUCGCUCUCCACUCUCCGCUCGUUAUUGUGCCAUCCUGAAUGCUGUGAACUACAUCUGCACCAUCCUGGGAGACUGGGGAGACAAUGUGUUCUUUCUACAGCUGCAGCAGGCAGCGGUAUCCCUCGAGGAGGAGGCGGUACUGGGAGGACUGGGAGUGAUGGAGGUGGGUCGUCUGGCUUCGCUGGAAGGUUCUUUGUUUGAAGGAUUGUUGUCGUUGUUGGAUCGACUCAAAGCAGACAUGAUGGGACGGCUGCUGGAGUGGACCAUGAGAGAAAUAACCGAAAAGUCCAAACCAUACUGCAUGGACAGGUGGUUGUCCCUCCCCUCCCAGCAUGACGUGUCCACUAUGAUGCUGUCCAGCUCAGCGUGUCCAAUGAUGCUUUGUGUGAGGGACCGACUGUUGAACCUCCAUCAGGUCCUAAGUCUGUCUCUGUUCCAGCUGGCGUGGCAAGGACUCGCUGAGAGACUCGACAACUUCCUGUACCAGGAGGUGAUCCUGUGUAAUCACUUCAGUGAGGGCGGGGCUGCUCAGCUUCAGUUCGACAUGAAUAGAAAUCUGUUUCCUCUGUUUGGACAUUACUGCAAGAGACCCGAGAACUUCUUUAAACAUGUGAAGGAGGCGUGCAUCGUCUUGUGUCUCAGCGUUGGCUCUGCGAUUCUCCUGAAGAACCUCCUGAAGGAGUCAGAGGAGGAGAACAGGGAAUGUGUGGGAGCAGGAGAUCCUUCUCCCGAGUCUGCUCUGAACGAGCUCGGAGUUUUCUGUUUGGCUGCGUGUGAUGUUUUAAUUCUGCUGAACCUGCGAGCAUCGUGGCACAGUAACUCCUCGUUCUAGAAAUGUUUCUUCUUCAUGUUGUCUUUGUUUUUGUAAAACCACAGGAGACUUCAGAAACAUGAAAACUGUUCAACACAAAGCUCAACUGUGUAACUGUUUUUUGUUUAUUGAAACAUCAGCAGAGGAAAACAAAAGUAUAAAUACUGACUGUACUUUGAAUGAGUAAUAAAGUUGGAUCAAGUUUUUGUUCA
Labrus mixtus (cuckoo wrasse) is the source of this 2785-nucleotide messenger RNA. RefSeq names its product RAD50 interactor 1 (gene rint1). NCBI's taxonomy places the organism in Eukaryota, Metazoa, Chordata, Actinopteri, Labriformes, Labridae. The record is from RefSeq and is a predicted model, not a curated record. Gene Ontology annotation, biological process: endoplasmic reticulum to Golgi vesicle-mediated transport; regulation of ER to Golgi vesicle-mediated transport; retrograde vesicle-mediated transport, Golgi to endoplasmic reticulum. The transcript is spliced from 15 exons. The coding region runs from base 219 to 2594 and encodes 791 amino acids. Gene Ontology annotation, cellular component: Dsl1/NZR complex.